Molecule: messenger RNA, 1326 nt
Organism: Porites evermanni
Lineage: Eukaryota; Metazoa; Cnidaria; Anthozoa; Scleractinia; Poritidae
Source: the annotation of a GenBank genome assembly
AUGACUAUAGUUGGCACUGUUGCUAAAGGUUCAGCAAUUCAUAAGCAACUUGAAGAUUAUUACCGGCAGCCUCCAAAUUUCGUAGUACCCUAUUUUAGUAGUUCCUCCCUUGCUGGUAAAGAAAAUAUGAAUCCUGUCUCAAAUGGGCAAGCACUGAAUUCAAAUUCAAGUUUGAAUCGUGAAAUCUCUGCUCCACCUUCCACUGUGCAGUGUGAAUCAGAAAUGGCACCCCUUAGCACUCCUGCUAAUGAUUAUGAUGAGCUACAGCUUCAGCAGAUAUCAGAUUGUAAUGUUAAUAACCAACAGCAAGAACAGAAUAUUUCGAUUUUGAAAGUACAAUUGAUGCAUCUGAAGUACAAAUGCCAACAGUCCAAACAGAAACAUUAUUUAUUGAAACUCUUACAGACAAGCAAAAACAAAUUGUAAUGGCAACAAGAGGACAAUCAACGAAUCCUGCUUGGUUUGAACAAAAGCGAAACAAUAACUGCUAGUAUCUGUAAAGAUGUCUUUUCUCAUAUGCAAAAACAAGGGUCAAAAUUACCAGAAAAUCUAGUAAAAAAAUUACAACAAAAGGAGCACCCAAAAAAAUGGUCAGCUAUUGACAAGCAUAACAUCUUAAUUAUAAAAGUAAAGGAUUGAUUUUUGGUAUUGAAAAUCAACCUGUGGCGCUGAUUUGUACAAAGAAUAUCUCUUGUCAUUGCGAGACAUCAAGGAAGUGACAGUUAAGAGAUGGGAUUAAUUUUAGGCAAAGAAAAUGAUGUUCUUGCAGCAAGCCCUGACAGAAUGGCAACGAUUGUGUAUGCCAAUGGUGACAUUGAAUACAGAAAUGUGGAAAUAAAUUGUUAAGAGUCCAAGCAGGAUAUGUCACCAGAGACUGCAAUAAAUAAUCAUCAAAAGGAAAGCAGUUUCCCAUUUAUGGAACUGAACUCUGUCUUUGAAGUAAACGAAAAUCACAAAUAUUGGUUUCAGUGCCAGAUGCAAAUGGGGGUCAGUGGAAUUCCAUUAACUGACUUUGUCAUAUUUACCAACAACAUUUNAACAAGAGGACAAUCAACGAAUCCUGCUUGGUUUGAACAAAAGCGAAACAAUAACUGCUAGUAUCUGUAAAGAUGUCUUUUCUCAUAUGCAAAAACAAGGGUCAAAAUUACCAGAAAAUCUAGUAAAAAAAUUACAACAAAAGGAGCACCCAAAAAAAUGGUCAGCUAUUGACAAGCAUAACAUCUUAAUUAUAAAAGUAAAGGAUUGAUUUUUGGUAUUGAAAAUCAACCUGUGGCGCUGAUUUGUACAAAGAAUAUCUCUUGUCAUUGCGAGACAUCAAGGAAGUGA